CAGCUUUUCUACCAUUUCCAGUGCCUAUACGGAGAGUAUCUUUAUGGAACCCAUUCACCUGUCAUCCUCUGUGGCAGCCAAGAAGAUAAUAAAUGAAGAGCUGAAAACCAAAGAGGUGAAGAUAGAGCCACUGAGCCCCGAGCUCCUGGAGUCUCCUGAACAGCUUCUGGUGGAGGACCUCUACAACCGAGUCAAGGACAAGAUUGAUGACCGCAGCUUGUUCAACACCCCCUGUGUUAUGGACCUACAGAGAGAACUGCUGAAAGACCACCUGGACCACCCACUGAAUGAGGUGGAUGAAGUUUGGCCUAAUGUCUUCAUUGCUGAAAAGAGUGUGGCUGUCAACAAGGGGCGCCUGAAGCGGAUGGGCAUCACUCACAUCCUGAAUGCCGGGCACAACACCACAGUGUUUACGGGGCCUGAAUUCUACACUGGAAUGGAGGUCCAGUACAUGGGCGUUGAAGUCGAUGACUUUCCCGAUUGCGACAUCUCAAAGUUUUUCAGACCGGCUGCCGAGUUCCUUGAUGAAGCUUUGCUCACCUACAGGGGUAAAGUUCUGGUGAACAGUGAGAUGGGCAUGAGCCGAUCAGCAGUCUUAGUUGCAGCGUACUUGAUGAUCUUUCACCACAUGACCAUUCUAGAAGCCCUAAUGACAUUACGUAAAAAGCGAGCAAUCUACCCCAACGACAGCUUUAUUAAACAGCUCAGAGAACUUAAUGAAACUUUGCUUGAAGAACGUGAAUAUUUUGACGUCGAUGACGAUGAUGAUAAUACCAGUCAAGGUUCCGUCAUACAAGCCAAGGCUCAUUCCAUUGUCGUGGAGGAAGAAGAUGUGGAGAGUGUCAUGGGUGCCAAGGCUCACUCUAUCACGGUGGAGGAAGAAGAUACAACUAGCGUCAUGGGCAGUGCCAUGAGCAUGAUGGGAAAGUCAAGUGUGGUUUCAAAACAGCCUACGCUCAUUGAUGAAGAUGAAGAAGAAAAACUUUACGAAGAAUGGAGAAAAAAACAAGGGCUUCCACCUAGAGAGAUACCAACAAAAGAAGGCCCUAAACUCCCAGAAGACGCAGAUGGAGAUUAUGUCCAGCAGAUGAUUUACAACUGGCAGAAGGAAAACAGUAAAUAUCAGUCCCACAACCUUGGAGAUGAUGUAAGUUCUCUAAUGAGCGAGAGAGGAUAUUCGCCAAGUGAAGUAAGUGAUGUGGAAAGCGUCACCUCUCAGGAGAUUCAAAUGCUGAAACGGCAAUUCGCUGCAAGUAGAAUGAAAAAGGGAAGAUCGGACUCCGAAUCUACAGACAGUACCUGGGACAUGUGGAAUGAAAGACUCUUGGAAAUUGAAAAGGAAGCCAAGACUAAGGCUGAGAAAGGAGAUAAAAUCAGAGUCAAGGACAUCGAUGAGGAAAGUCUUUGCUCAGAGGCAGGUUCCCUGUUCAACUUUUGCAAGAAUAACAAAAGUAAGCUCACUGCACUGGAGAGGUGGAAGGUUAAAAGAAUUCAGUUUGGUUACCACAAAAAGGAUUCAGAAACUUCUGAUUCUCAAAGUAAAGAUGAAAAGAAGAAAGAAGAUGAAGAAACCAGCCAGUCAGAUGUUGAUGUAACAGCUUAUCAAGCAUGGAAAUUAAAACAACAAAAGAAAGUAGGCAAUGAAAAUAAAGAUGAAAUUGUCGAAAUUGCCAAAGGUGAAGACAGCGCAGCUGUUAAACGUAGGCAAAGGCGGGCUGAGAUCCUGGAACGCUCCAAGCAGAAUUUAGAAGAGAGCCAAUCUAUUUGUGGUUGGGAUAAUGAAAGUACAUUUAGUGGUACUAUCCCGCUAGCUGCCCUUUUUGCUGGUGCCCAAUCAGCCAGUGGUGCUAGUGACACAGCGUCCAUGUUAAGCAUACAAAGCAACAGAUCACGAGUAUCUCAGGCAAGUCAAGCACAGGUACCCCUAGCUCCUCCACACAAUCUGCCUCCUGGUGCUGGAGAUGCUGUUGCCAUCGAAAGCAUUCAAAAUUGGAUAGCAAAUGUGGUAAAUGAAACCAUAGCUCAAAAAACAAAUGAGAUCAUGAUGAUGUCCCGCGCUUCUUCGGCUAUGAGCAUGACUUCUGGAGAUCUUGGAAGAAGAGUGGAUGAUGAUAGGUCUUCCAUAUUUGGUGCAGCUGGUGGGUCGUGCCUCUCUGGUUCUGGUCUGCAGCAACGGGACUUGAAGAGUACAGACUCUGUGUUGUCGUACAACACAUCAAUGAGUUCAAAUACAAGCGCAUCAAGUACAAAGAGGAAGAUCACCCAAACUAGUGUUCCUUUGUAUGGGCUCUUCAUGGAUGAUGUUGACCUGAAAAAACUUAACCAGAAAGAAAAUGAAAUGAGAGAGGAGCUCACAGGAAAAUUAUCCCAAUAUCGUAAGGAAAAAGUUGUGUCUGAUAACAAGCGCAGCUUUAUGUACAAAAAGAAAAAGGCAAAAGAAAAUGACGAGGAAGAAGAGAAGGAGAGCAUCUCAAGUGCAAAUUUUCAGAGUUCCCGAAUGUCUACACGUCGAGAGUGGGACAAAAGUGAAAAGGAUUCCUUUCUAGGCAGUCAGUAUUCUAGUUCUAAGAGUGCCAGCUCCGAGCUGGAGAGUAAUAUCAGCAAAUGGCUCAGUAAUGUGAAAACCGAAAGCAGAACAUCAGAAAGUGAGAACAAGUCUGAAAAGAUUUCAAGGAGAUCAGACUAUCAGAGAGAGACAAAUUCUGAGGUUGGCAGAUACAGCAAGAGGAUCACAGAAGAAGACCAAGAAGCUUCUUCAUCAUACCAGAGUUACAGGGACACCCAUAGGUCUUCAUCAAGGUUUUCAGCUUCCUCAGAAGAAGACAGCAGCUAUGUAUGGAAGUCUAAAGCUCAUGAUGCUCAGUACAUGAAGAAUGAGAGCCCUGAACCCCACCUCAGUGACCAUUCAGAAGAUAGAAAUGGAUUGGAUGACUUUGACUUCUCCAGCACUAGGAGAUCUAGAACAAGUAAUUUUCAAGAUCUUGAAGAAUCCAGUGAGACAAAUUCAUUCAAUUCCAGCUCCAAAAGAAAAUGUACUCCAAGCUUCCGGAAGAGUGAAGAUGAUGAGGACAAAGAGAAUGGAGAUCCAAUGGAAAGUCAAAGUUCUGAGGGAAGAUGGUCUCAGUAUAGAAAGAACAAAGAGGAAGCAGAAGAAAUGGAUGAUGAUGACGCUAUCAUUGCUGCCUGGAGGAACCGGCAGGAAGAAACUAAAGCAAGGCUUCGGAGAUGCAAAGAAGAAGACUAA
Molecule: messenger RNA, 3244 nt
Organism: Staurois parvus
Lineage: Eukaryota; Metazoa; Chordata; Amphibia; Anura; Ranidae
Source: the annotation of a GenBank genome assembly